AUGAAUAACCCGGUCGACAUUCGACCUAGAGAACGUGAAAAUGAUGAGGAAAUACUCAGUAGUUCACCACCUGAUAAACCAAAGCUAAUGGAAGGAGGCAAUUAUAUAAAAGAAGGACGAGAUUCAGCUCGUAGUACGUGUUUAAUAUUUUCACCGAAUGAAGAAGACGAAGUCGGUGCUCUUGGGAAAUAUCUACAGAUAUUCAGUGAACAUAAAGUUAAUCUGCUGUAUAUUGAAUCACGUAGCUCUUUACGAAAAGUUAACGGGUAUGAAUUUGUGGUCGAGUGUGCACCUGGGGGAAAUCUUGGAGCUGCUAUCGAAGCUGUCAAGGAACAAUGCAGUUAUUUUUCCAUCAUAUCCAGGAAUCAUAAGAAUAAUAUGGACUCAGUGCCCUGGUUUCCGCGAAGAAUUCGCGAUCUCGAUAAAUUUGCCAAUCAAAUAUUGACUUAUGGGGCUGAAUUAGAUAGCGAUCAUCCGGGUUUUACGGACCCCGUUUACCGUGCAAGGAGAAAGUAUUUUGCAGACCUUGCUUAUAAUUACAAACACGGAGAACCUAUUCCACAAGUGGAGUACACAGAAGAGGAAAUCGCGACUUGGGGUGUUGUGUUUAACAAACUAACUGAAUUGUACCCAAAAUACGCGUGUCGCGAACACAAUCACGUAUUUCCAUUGUUGAUUGAAAAUUGCGGGUACCGAGCCGACAAUAUACCGCAGCUUGAAGACAUAUCUCGUUUCUUGAAAGAUUGCACCGGAUUUUCUUUACGACCAGUAGCUGGAUUAUUGUCCUCACGUGACUUUUUAGCCGGACUAGCAUUCAGAGUGUUCCAUAGUACUCAAUAUAUCAGACACAGCAGUAAACCAUUGUACACACCGGAGCCUGACGUCUGUCAUGAAGUUCUAGGUCACGUACCGAUGCUCGCUGAUCCGGCAUUUGCUCAAUUUUCUCAAGUUAUUGGAUUGGCAUCUCUCGGAGCUCCAGAUGAGUACAUUGAAAAACUUGCCACUUGCUUCUGGUUCACGGUUGAAUUUGGGCUAUGUCGACAACACGGAGAACUAAAAGCUUACGGGGCUGGUCUUCUCUCCUCUUUUGGCGAGCUCGAGUAUGCUCUCAGUGGGGAACCGGAGCUCCGAGCUUUUGAACCCGCUAAAACUGCACUACAGAAAUAUCCAAUAACCGAAUAUCAACCUGUUUAUUUUGUGGCUGAAGAUUUCGAGGAUGGCAAAGAAAAAAUGUUGAAAUUCGCGCAGACAAUUCCCAAAAAAUUCGGAGUACGAUACGACCCAUACACUCAGAGCAUCAACAUCAUUGACAGCAAAUAUCAGAUUGAAGAGCUGAUCAUCAACGUCAAUCAAGAAAUAGAAAUUCUGAUGGACGCGUUUAAAAAAUUGAAAAAUUGA
Molecule: messenger RNA, 1398 nt
Organism: Cotesia congregata
Lineage: Eukaryota; Metazoa; Arthropoda; Insecta; Hymenoptera; Braconidae
Source: the annotation of a GenBank genome assembly